AUGGGCGUGGAAGACCCCGCAACUGUCGACUCGUCGUCCAAGAAGACGUGCCUGCGGGCCACGCAGGACGCGAUCGCCGGCCACUGGACGGUCCCACCCAAGCACCGCACGGCCGAGCAGGACGCGGCCGAGGUGUGGCUCUUCACCUGCUACCUCGGCCGCGACCGGUAUUUCUCGCUGCCGUGGCUGCGCUUCACGCGGUGGUACCUCUUCUUCGCCAGCUUCCUGGUGCAGUUCUGCAUCGGCUCGCUCUACUCGUGGUCCGUCUUCAACAAGCCCAUCGACCUGCACGUGUACGACGACAACAAGGCCGGCCGGGCCGUCAACUCGUUCUACAUCGCCGUGGGGGUCUUCGGCACGACAACAGCCAUCAUGGGACCAUGGAUCGAGCGUCAUGGCCCGCGCGCCGGCGUCAUGCUCGGCACGUCGUCGUUCCUCAUCGGCAACAUCAUCGUGGCCAUCGGCGUGCACUACAAGGCCAUCGCCGCCAUCUACAUCGGCUACGGCAUCUUCUGCGGCUUCGGCAUGGGGCUCUGCUACAUUUCUCCCGUGUCGGCGCUGCAGAAGUGGUUCCCUGACUACCGCGGGACUGCUGCGGGCUUUGCAGUGGGUGGCUACGGAGCUGGAUCCGUCGUGUGGGCCAAGGUCUACCUGCCCUGCAUUGAUGCAGUGGGGCUCUCGUCCACCUUCCUCUUGAUUGGCUGCGUCAUGGCCUUCGCCAUGUACGUGUGCGCCAUCGUGCUGCGCUCUCCGCACCACGAGUUCGUCGUCAGCGGCUUGAACAUCCACGGCGAAGCAGUCGAAGAGGUCGACGAGCUCAGUCACCGCGGCGAGAAGAUCAGCGUGCUGUCCGCGCACGAGUACGAGUCCAUCACGACGCCGACGGCCCAGGACGUCCAGGACAUUGUGGAGCCCACCACGGCCACGAACACGCUGGUGCGCAAGCUCACGCUCAUCGACGCCAUCAAGACGCCCGACUUUUUGUGCAUGUACAUCAUGUUCUUCGGCAACCAGCUCUACGGCCUCAUCGUGCUGUCCAAGCUCUCCAACAUGUGCGCCGACAUCUUCAACAAGUCGGACGGCCAGGCCUCCGACAUCGUGUCGAUCAACGGCGUGUUCAACUGCUGCGGCCGCUUGAUGUUCCCGCUGCUGUCCGAUAUCAUCGUGCGCAAGUUCAACGUCGAACACGCCUUCGCGCGCAAGUGCCUGUACUUCUACGCGCUGGCGUCGCAGGCCGUGGUCCUCGGCACGAUCCCCAUCCUGAUGCGCAACAACAACUAUUCGGCGUUCGUGGCCGAGGUGUUCAUCCUCACUGCGAGCUAUGGCGGCGGGUUCGGCACAAUCCCGGCGUUCCUGACCGACAUGUUCGGCGCGUUUAACAUUGGGGCCAUGCACGGUUUGAUCCUGACUGCGUGGUCGAUUGGUGGCGUGGUGGGGGGCAUCACGUUCAACCACACGUACGGCAACCAGAUCGCCGACGGCUGGGAGAUCCACGAGGCGUACAUCUACACGGUGCACCGCAUCUUCAUCAUCGUGCUGGUGGGCUUCGUGGUGCUCUUCUUCGUGCGCACGAACGCCGCCGACCGCUUCGAGCCGGGAUACCACCUCAGCAUCUUCGGCAGACGCGUCGUCAGCAUCAAGGGCAAGCAGGAACCCAAGAAGGAGGAACCACUGCUGGAGACGGCGUAG
Messenger RNA from Phytophthora sojae, 1689 nucleotides. RefSeq lists its product as hypothetical. Gene Ontology annotation, molecular function: transmembrane transporter activity. The coding region runs from base 1 to 1689 and encodes 562 amino acids. The record is from RefSeq and is a predicted model, not a curated record. Gene Ontology annotation, biological process: transmembrane transport. Lineage: Eukaryota; Oomycota; Peronosporomycetes; Peronosporales; Peronosporaceae. The transcript has a single exon.